AUGUUUAAGGACUUUCCGUGGCUUGAAGUGCGUGAGAUGCCUACCAUCAAUGGACGAGGUGUUUACGCCAAGGUAGAUAUCGCUAAAGAAAUGGCGGUUGCCGAUGUUCGUGGCUAUCAAGGAAAGGUGGAAGACAUAAGAAAUUCUCUCAAAAAACUCAUUGAAGAGGAACGCCAUAAAGUGAUCAAGUAUUGGCAUGGAUUUAGAAGACGCGGUUGCGAUUUUAUCUUACUUGCACAUUGCGACUCAUACAAGGCAAUAGUAACGCUUGGUCGACUUAUCAACCAGUCGAUAGAGCAUGCAAAUCUAGUCCUACGUUGUAUUCGCUUUGGCGAACGUCGUGUUCGAUGGUUGCAUUGUUUGGUAGCUAAACGCGAUAUCAAGGCUGGUGAGCAGUUAUUGCGGAACUGUGGGAGAACGGAGAGAAAUCCAAACAUACCUAACUUCCCAGACAAUUAUCCGUGCAUAUGUCAAGUGUGCGAUCCGGCUGCAGCAGAAGCGACGGAAGCUGCUUUUGAACACAUGGAAUCGGUUGUUCUUAUUCUCUACCGAAAGCGGAACGAUCCAAAACCGCUGGUUAUCUUGUUGGGUGCACGCCAUUUUGAGGAUGACGGUCAUCGUUACGGCUGCUGCGUAGCAGUUGUGGGCGAAGAAAUUUACGCAGUCGAAUGUCAGGCGGAAGCCAGUGCUGACGAAAUGCCAUUGCAGUUGGAGUUAUUAGAAGCUGGCCCACUUACCCGUCAUUUUCCAUCACUAACAAUAGAGCAGUGGGAGACGAUACGCCGUAAGCCUAAGCUUAUACAUGAACAAAUUAUGCAGCUCUUGCAAAAUAAAUAG
Cylicocyclus nassatus is the source of this 837-nucleotide messenger RNA. The record is from the annotation of a GenBank genome assembly. Lineage: Eukaryota; Metazoa; Nematoda; Chromadorea; Rhabditida; Strongylidae.